AUGACAAAGUCUGUAAUGGUGAGGUGUUACCUGCUCUGUUUACUAACUCUUACACUGUGUUGUGAUUGUGGGUUAGUAUGGGCUGAUAGUUCUAAAGCUUCUGAUUCCCUUAUUGAAACUUCUACUGUAGGUGUUCCUUCUCUUGUUCGUCAUGCUAUUCCUGCGGAUGAUGAUUGGCUUGAGGUUGAUGAAGCAGGUACGGAAGAGGAAUUACCGAGAGAUGAGUCAUCCACUGUAGAUCUUGAGAAGAAAGAGAAGUUGGGUAUAGAGAGAACACCUCAUUCUCCGAAUUCUAAAGGUGUUGGUGAUUUGGGUUCUCCUGGUGCCCUUCAACCCAAUGGUACUGACAGCUCAGUUGGUGUGCAUGGACAUAAACAGUCACAGGGAAAGACUCAACUUGAAUUGCAAGAAGGAAAUACACAUCUUCGUGCUGAUACACAAGGUGUGGCUGUAGAAGAGAUCUCGGAUCCAUUAAGAGCAAAAGAAAGCACAGGCACUUUAGGUUCUUCAGAUCUGAACAGAAAUGAAGUUUCUUCUGAACUUCCGGAACCACCAGCUGCGAGUCCCCUUCCUCCUGUUGCUGCUCCAGCUCUUGAUACUCCACUACCUGUUCAUCAUGGUGAUAGAUCAGGGGUACCCAGUGGAGAUGGCCCAACACCAGCUAAAGGUGAACCCAAUAAUGGGGAUGGUGGAUCUUCACAACCAGCGAAAUCACCAUCGCAACAGCAGGAAGUGAGAAAUAGUCAUGAUACACAAAAUGGAGAGACCACAAAAGCAACAGGACCAGCCGCUACUGACAGCCAAGAGACUUCUGUUACUCCAUCCCAGAAUACAGGUGACGCCUCCUCUAGCAGUUCAUCCACGGAUAAAACCAGUACUCGUCAGAAUGAGAGUGAAACUACUGUUACAAAACCCGCAGAGGGUGCAUCAACCAGUGAGAAAUCAACCACCACCACCACAACAACAACACUUCCUCCUGAAUCCACAAACAACAAUAAGGGUGAUGCAGACAGCAGCAGCAGUAUCAACAGUUCUGUGUGGGUGCGUGUGCCACUACUGAUAGUGUUUACACUGGCCUGUAUUCUUGUGUGCUGA
Messenger RNA from Trypanosoma theileri, 1095 nucleotides. RefSeq lists its product as uncharacterized. Bases 1 to 1095 code for a protein of 364 amino acids. NCBI's taxonomy places the organism in Eukaryota, Euglenozoa, Kinetoplastea, Trypanosomatida, Trypanosomatidae. The record is from RefSeq and is a predicted model, not a curated record. The transcript has a single exon.